This is a messenger RNA of Dermacentor andersoni, 2112 nucleotides long. RefSeq names its product D-aminoacyl-tRNA deacylase (gene Dtd). Gene Ontology annotation, cellular component: cytoplasm. The record is from RefSeq and is a predicted model, not a curated record. NCBI's taxonomy places the organism in Eukaryota, Metazoa, Arthropoda, Arachnida, Ixodida, Ixodidae. Gene Ontology annotation, molecular function: D-tyrosyl-tRNA(Tyr) deacylase activity. Gene Ontology annotation, biological process: tRNA metabolic process.
UGAGGCAACUAUGGUAAAAAUGGCAGCGUCUAGAUUUUAUUUUUGCAUGCAAAUAACGCGAACUACGGUUACAGUGAUCUAGUACUACGGUUCUUUCGGUACGAUCUGUACUCGAACCACCGUGGUGCAGGAUACAAAGAAGUGGAACUGGCCGCCACAGACAAACAACAAAAACCAUCUGUGUCCGGCUGCAGCCUCCCGAAAUGCGUGCAGUCAUCCAGCGAGUUCGAUCAGCAGCAGUCCACGUUGACGGACGCCUCAUAAGCAGCAUCGGCCGCGGGCUGUGCGUUUUAGUUGGCAUUCACCGUGAUGACACCGAAGAUGACAUCGAUUACAUCGUACGCAAGAUCCUCAAUCUCAAGCUGUUUGAUGACGACGCUGGCAAGCGAUGGAAGCUGUCGACGAAAGACCUACAGUUUGAAGUACUCUGUGUAAGCCAGUUUACGCUGUAUGGCACGCUCAAAGGAAACAAGCCUGACUUCCACCUUGCCAUGGAAGGGGACCGUUCGAAGCAGUUUUACGAGAGGUUCCUUCACAAGAUCAAGGCAGAGCACAAGGAGGACUUGGUAAAAGAUGGAGAGUUUGGAGCACUCAUGCAAGUGGAUAUUCAAAAUGACGGCCCUGUCACUCUGGAAAUUGAGUCAUCUGCUUUCCGGAAGGCCGUGCCAUUGCCACAGGAGCGUGGGGAACCGGAUGGCGGUGCUGCGGAUGAUGCAGUUCCUUGAUUGAACAAAAAAUAAUUUAAAGGACUGUUUGCAGUUCUACCCUUGCACUGCCAAUUACAUUAUGAAGAGCAGCCCAUGUGCGACACCAUUUGUGUCACAACUAAUGGCUCCGUGCCGUGUUCUUCCUCUGUUAGAGGGCACUCAAUGACUAUUCUACCCUGAAGUAGGCUGAAGGAGCUCAUAAUGAUAUAUGAAGAUGCAUCAUGUUAUCGCUUUUCAUGGUAAACUGGGCACCAUCGAGUGGGUAUUUAUGAAAAGCGUUUCCUAGUUGCACAAAUGGUUGGUGGUUGGGAAAAUUUUUCAUAUCUGUGUUAUGUGCAAAGCAGGAUGUAUAAACAAACCAUUGACACAUUGCAAUGUGUCAAGAUCUCAGCAGCUUAUGGCCCAAUCUGCCACCUACUUUGCACUAAUGUUUUCUUCUGAUUAAACAAUUGGUCGGCAGAUGUGCAGUGUUAUCUUUUUUUUUAAUAGAAGGCAGUAGAUUUUACCUAAAUAUUAUUACUUUGAGUUCACUAUUGGUGACAUGUAUGCAAACUUCAAAUUUUGAUGAAACCCACCACAGUGGAUGUGGCCUUCUUAUGAUGAGCAAAGGGUCACAAGUUAGAUUCCCAGUCAAAGCAGCUACAUUCCACUGGGAGUGGAGUGCAAGAACUCAUUAGUACCAAGCUUUGAGUGCAUGGUAAGAGCGUUACAAUUCCAACCAGCACUGUAGACAGUGUAUGUUAACAGCUAAAAAGACAGCUUUCAGCCCAAGUAAUGAAACACGCCUGGAACCAUCUGGGAGACAUCUCUGCAGUGAGGUGCUACUUUGCAUUUACAAGAAAAAAUCUGAAAAGCAUAUAUUUUUGCUGUAUUUGAACACUUUGGAAGUGCAAACUUAUGAAAAAUAUAGUGCACUUUACAUUAAAUGCAUAAAAAAGUGCGACUACUUUUUCUUGUGAGCAGAUAACCUUCUAUUGAGUUUCCAAACCAUCUUGUUUGGACAGCAAAGUAGCCUGCGUCAUUUUUGACUUCGUUCCUGUCUUUGCAAAGUUGUUUCUAUUGCCAGCUUCAUCAGAAUUGAAACGAGAUUUAAGAUGGCUGCUGUACGCAUAUCUCUCUAUUUAGCCGUCUAUCGCGAGUAUUGGAACACACUCUAAGAAACCCUGAUUAGCCAAAAUUUGUUCGAGAACCUCGACUGCGGUUUCUCUCAUAGCCCUAUGUUGUUUCAAGAUGCCUCCAUCUCUCAUUCAAAUUUGAAUCAGUACAUCAAACUUGGCAAUGUGGUUCUGUGAUAUUUGAGAUGAUUGUGUUUUAUGUUCUCACAUUAGGAAUGCAUAUGUCGUCUUGAACUUCAUUGGCAAGCUUGUUAUGCAGUUUUAUUAGAAUUAAAACAAUGGAAUUCUCA